UCAAUUUUAUCCAACAAAUAUGGCCCAACAUUCAAGAUUUUUUUAUAAAUAAAUAAAUAAAUAAAAAAUAAAUUAGGCUGUAACAAGAACAGUGAUUGGUGGAAGAAGGUGCCACACGGCUGUGGAGAAGCACAUGCUUGAGCGCCAAGGUAGCUUCUUUGAAGCUGAGUCACCAAUUACAUCACGUGAUUAUCAAAACGUCGCCGUUUUAGCAAGACCUCAAUUACGGAACGACACCACUCUUCUCAUUCUACUUCCCACUAUAUAAUACCCUUUCGCCGCCUCAAUUCUCUCAUUCCCAAAACACACACACUCUCUCUCCUCUUUCUCUCUCUACAAAUCAAAACGCUUCUUCUCUCUCUAAAAAAAACCCAGCUGCUCCGAGUAUACUAUUCAUCAGUAGCAAUGGGUGCUUGUUUCUCCUCCGAAUCCGAUUACAGUCGCCAUCAGAAACCUACCGCUAACGUCGUCACUCUCAACGGCGAGCUGCGCCGCUACCCGCUUCCGGCCACCGUAUCGCAGGUGCUUAGCUACGAAGAUUCGUCGCCUGAUUCCGUCUUCCUCUGCAACUCCGACCGGUUGUUCUUCGACGACUAUAUACCGAAUCUCGCACCGGAGAACGAACUUGAGCCCGACCAGAUCUAUUUCGUGCUGCCGUCUUCCAAGCUCCAGCGCCGCCUCGCCGCCUCCGAUAUGGCGGCGUUGGCUGUAAAGGCAAGCGUCGCACUCGACGCCACCAAUUCUCGCCGGAACAGGAAAUCUCGGAUUUCACCCGUGUUGGUGGCGGAGGAAGAUCCGAUUCACGAAUCCAGACCCGCUGGCAAUAAGAAUUCGGGCAAGGCCUCAGUCGGAUCGGAGUUUGGGGUUUCGAGAUCCCGGAAGUUGCAGAGACACACUUCUCGCCGAGCGAAAUUCGCCGUCCGAUCGUUCAGGAUAGGGUUAACUACCAUUAAUGAAGGAUCCGUGCUCGUCAAUUGAGGAAUUUUUUUGAUUUUUUUUUUAAUUUUUUUUUUGUGGUCCUUGUUUAUAUUAGGCAAGGUAGAAAAAAAGGAAACAGUAUCAUACAAUCAUCGAUGUUGAUUCUUUUCUUUGAUCAUAGUUCCUUUUGAGGAAGAAAUUUCCUUUUGUAAAUAUUUUGGACUUUGGCUGUAAUUUAAUUGUAUUCCAAUUUUGAAAAUUUACAGAGAUCAUCAUACAUUUGAUUCCAA
Messenger RNA from Erythranthe guttata (spotted monkey flower), 1208 nucleotides. RefSeq lists its product as hypothetical. The record is from RefSeq and is a predicted model, not a curated record. Lineage: Eukaryota; Viridiplantae; Streptophyta; Magnoliopsida; Lamiales; Phrymaceae.